Messenger RNA from Beta vulgaris subsp. vulgaris (sugar beet), 540 nucleotides. RefSeq lists its product as uncharacterized. The transcript has 2 exons. Lineage: Eukaryota; Viridiplantae; Streptophyta; Magnoliopsida; Caryophyllales; Amaranthaceae. The coding region runs from base 1 to 540 and encodes 179 amino acids. The record is from RefSeq and is a predicted model, not a curated record.
AUGCAAAUAACUUGCUUGCUACUUUCGCAUCAAUUACUUAGCAUUGUUGAUGGUUCUACUAUUAUUCAUCCUGCUACUGUUAUUAAUGAAUCUGGUAAUAUUGUUCCCAAUGUUCACUUUUAUGAAUAUUUGCGUAUUGAUCAACAAGUCAAAUCAUGGAUUUUUGCUACUUUAUCUGUGUCCUGUGUCACCACUUUGCUGCAUUAUCUGUUCCCUAUCAGUUUUGAUGAUUUGCGUCCUAAGUUGCUCCUUCAUGAACAACAUUUAUUAAAUUCUAAGGAUGCAUCUGAUCCCACAUCACAUCAUGCCUUACUUGUUGUUAAAACUACUGGUACUGGAUCAAGUUCCUCCUCCCAACCUAGUUUUGGAGGGAGAAAUCGGGGAAGGAAUAACAAAAACAGAGGCGGUAAUAAUAAUCGUGGGGGUAACAACAAUCAGAAUGGUCGUGGCAAUAAUGGUGGAAAUGAGGGAAAUGAUAAUUCUCGUGGCUCUGGAAACAACAAUGGCAAUCGGGGACGCUCAAAUGGUAUGAGUAAAUAA